Molecule: messenger RNA, 3445 nt
Organism: Thamnophis elegans (Western terrestrial garter snake)
Lineage: Eukaryota; Metazoa; Chordata; Lepidosauria; Squamata; Natricidae
Gene: CWC25
Product: CWC25 spliceosome associated protein homolog
Exons: 10
Coding region: 100-1278 (392 amino acids)
Biological process (GO): mRNA splicing, via spliceosome
Cellular component (GO): U2-type spliceosomal complex
Source: RefSeq, a predicted model, not a curated record
CAUUCGACGCCGGUCAGCAGUCGAAGGAAAGGAAGACGCUCAGCAGUCGAAGGAAAGGAAGAGCUGCGUUGCGGCUGCAGCGGAGACUGAGCUGUCGCCAUGGGGGGAGGCGACCUGAAUCUUAAAAAAAGCUGGCACCCACAAACCCUCCGUAAUGUGGAAAAAGUUUGGAAAGCGGAACAAAAACAUGAAGCUGAACGGAAGAAAAUUGAAGAGCUACAACGGGAAUUGCAUGAAGAGCGAGCACGAGAAGAAAUGCAGCGUUAUGCAGAAGAUGUAGGAGCUGUCAAAAAAAAAGAUGAAAAGUUGGAAUGGAUGUAUCAAGGACCAGGUGGCAUGGUGAACAGAGAUGAAUACCUUAUGGGGCGCCCAGUUGACAAGUAUGUCUUCGAGACAACAGAGGACAAGGAGGCAGGCUGUUCUUCUGAGACUGGCCUUCUGCCAGGCUCUAUCUUUGCCUCCACAGGUGCCAAUUCUGCCUUGGAUAUGGCUAGCAAGAUUCGGGAAGACCCUCUUUUUAUGAUAAGGAAGAGGGAGGAAGAGAAGAAACGUGACGUUCUGAACAAUCCUGUAAAAAUGAAGAAGAUCAAAGAACUGUUGCAAAGCAGUUUGGAGAAGAAGAAGAAGAAAAAGAAAGAGAAGAAGAAGAAGAAGAAACACAAGAAACAUAGGCACCAUAAUUCCACUAGUGGUGAAGAUGAAGAGAUUAAAACAAAGUCACGGGAGAAAGUAGAACAUCUCCAUCCCAAAAGAUCAGGAUAUGGAUUGCAAGUUCGUGAUAGUGGCCAUGAAAGGAUGUUCCAACAUAGUUUACGAUCAGAGCAACAAAGCCAGUCUCCUGAAAGGCGUGUCAAUAGGAACACAAAUCACGAAUCAAGCAGGCAUAAGAGAUCAAGAUCACCUAGAGACAGUAAACAGGACAAUGGUAUGGAACAAAAAGCAAAAACAGAAUAUAAAAAUUUUCAUAAGGAGCACCAAUAUAGAAAACCCCAGACUUCAAGAAAAUUAUCUGCAGAAGAGCUGGAGAAAAGACGGAAAGAAAUGAUGGAGAAUGCCAAAUGGAGAGAAGAAGAAAGGAAAAACAAUGUGAACAAACAUAGAAAAGAAGAAGAAAAAGAGCAAGCUCUAGAAAAACUUCGCCAGUCCAAUGGGAAAUUUAUACAUAAUAUAAAAUUGGAAAGUGCAUCCACUUCCUCUCUUGAAGACAGGGUGAAGAGAAACAUUCACUCUAUCCAAAGGACGCCAGCAGCCCUAGAAAAAAACUUCAUGCAUCGAUGAAAUUGUUUUGUAUCCUAUCAUUGGCCCACUAAGGACUUGUUUUCGUUUUGUUUUUCUGUUUGUUUGUUUUUUCCUGAGGACCAACUGACCAUUCAGGAAACCUCCUUGGGCCUGGUUAUUUUUUCUUUGAUCUGGAUAGCACAAGAGAGUUCACUGUGAUAUUCCGUUACAAUGUUUUCCAAUUAAGGUAUUUUAACUAUGUACAGUUUGAGAUACUACUUGUAGGCCAAUUUGUUCUGCCUUUUUCUUUUAUAUUUUAUAAUAUAGUGCUAUAAAAAGAUUAUAAGAGUUUUGCUUCUCUUCCCACUGAAAGGAAAGAUGGAAUCAAAACAAGCAAUUCUGUUAUUUUUAGUGAUAUUACAAAGAGAAUAAUUAUUAUAGAAGUUUUCAUUGUUGAAUAAUAAUUCCUCUGCCUUUCAUCUUCUUAAAAUAUAAUAUAUUUGGGCUCAGGCUAACUGGGCUUACACUUCUGUUUUUCAGAAUUUCUUUCCUCUCCAGAAUGGUUCACAUCACUUUAUUUGAUGCAAGAUAUAUUGCUUGCUGUAGAAGAAAAUCCCUUUCCUAAAAGGAGAGAAUAUUUUUUUUUUCAUUUUUUUAAACUGGAGACAUGAACAUUUUGUUGCUUAAAAUUGCUUCUAUAACAAGCAAAGUUUCUUAAUAGGCAAAAGGGAACAGACAAAACUCUAGGACAGCGAUCUUUCAUAUAUUCUUUUGUGAUAUGUAAAUAUUCACCUUUGUAUGUCUACCCGGCAUUUAAUAUAUGUAUAUAUCUUUAUGUAUCUUUUUAGUAUUUUUGUGGUAUUUUUAAAUAGUAGUUAAAUAUAUGUAGUUUUUUACAUUCUGCAUUUUACAUUUACUGUACCUUGCAAGCUGCUCUGGGUACAGCUUGCAAGGUACAGUAAAAAUAUCAAUAUAUACAUUUAAAAAUUUAAAAACUAGUAGAUAAAUAAGGGCAUUAAAAGUCCUAGGAAAAUAUUAUAAACCUGGGCUCUCCAACCCCUGGGCCACAGCCUACUGCCAACCCUUGAGCCGCUCAGAACUGGGCCAUGUAAAUGGCAGGUGGGUGUACACAUGCGCAUCCCCAAUUGCAUGAGUAACAGGUGAAUGUGUGUGUAUGUGCCUGCCACUCACACAAAUGGAGAUGCACGUGUGUGUGCACUUGCCCACCACUCACACUGAAACAUCCCGUCUUCGCUGCCUCUAUCCCCACCCAUUGGUCCACAAAGCCAGGAAACUCUUUUAAACUAUAGUAAGGAAAUGACCUGUUUAAAUUUAGAUAGAAAUUUAUUGAUAAUAUAGACAUGCUCUGAAAAAAGUUGGGGGGGGGGUUGUUAAUCAACAACAAAUUGUUAAUAACAACUUCUUUGGAAGGAUUUGUAAAAGGUGCCUCUUUAAUGACUAACAGUGUGAUGCUGAAUGGAGUAAAAGGGCUUAAAAGAAGCAUGGGCCUAAGCUCUAUUAAGUUUUAAUACACAGUUGCAAGCAUCUUAAUCUGGGCAACCAGCAAAGUUGCUUUAGCGUGAGACUAAUGUAAAACUGAAGAAGAUCCCAUUAAUCACUCAUAAAAACAAUUCUAGAUCAGUUGUGGUUUGCAAACUUAAGUUUAAAGGCUGCAACACAAGGAAUACUUUGCAGUAGUCCUUGUAUGAGACUACUGGUACACAAUUCACCAAAGCAAACUCAUUCAUAUAGAGAUGAACCCCCUCCAUCAGCCAAAGCUGAUAAACAGCUUGUGCCAUUUCUGUUGCAUUGGAUUCAGGACAAUCAUAUAUAACAAACAUAUUUAAGAAGGGGGAGGGAAACCAGAUAUAGUCCCCAAAUCUUGAAAUAUACCUUCCAACUUUGAUUCAUUAUUUUACACCAAGUCCCUUACAACCUGAGAAUGUAUGGAGGCUGUGGUGACUUGAGUGCAGAAAAGGAGAAAUGUAAGCAUUAUUGGCCUAUGCUGCUAGCAUACAUUUAGUAAUUGUUUAACUACCACAAUUGGGGAAGCAAUUCCAUCUCUAAGGAAGACAUCAUUAAGCAAGACAUCACAUGAUUGUGGUAGACAUAGCAUAUCAUUUCUGCUGCAGUUGUUUUGCAAGACAUCAUAUACAAUCAUGUAAAGAAGUAUGCCCUCUUUGACUUCCGUGCUUUUAUGUAUCAGGGCAUUGUAAAAUUAUGUGUC